Messenger RNA from Penicillium pulvis, 1035 nucleotides. It is a transcript of the gene swc5, whose product is annotated as putative Swr1p complex component (Swc5). Bases 1 to 1035 code for a protein of 344 amino acids. NCBI's taxonomy places the organism in Eukaryota, Fungi, Ascomycota, Eurotiomycetes, Eurotiales, Aspergillaceae. The transcript has 2 exons. The record is from RefSeq and is a predicted model, not a curated record.
AUGUCGAUCGAUCCUACAGUUUCCGCCGCUGUCGACCUGGAUGAUGAGUCCUACAAUUCCUCCGAGGAUGAAGAUUUCCAGCUCGAAGGCGCCCAGGACGAUUCCGACCUAUCCUCCGACGACGAUGCGGCCGAGCCUGCGCAAAAAAAGCGAAAGACAGCUAAGAAAUCCGAAGUCCCGGAGGAUGAACUCGACUCGGGCGACGAAGUCACAAUUCGAAAAGCUCGCGAAAAGCUCGACAAAAAGCGCAAGGGGAAGAAGUCCAAAGGCAAGAAUGCAGCCGACGACCAUAUGGACUUGAAUGAUGAUGAGGGGGGCACUGGAGGCUUUGUACGGACACGUGCUAUGAAGCAGCAAAUCCGAGAGGAAGAGGAGCGUAAACCGCUAGCCAAGAUCGACGGUGCGACUAUUGACGUGGACGCUCUGUGGGAACAGAUGAACACGCCUGGGACCGAGCUGGGUCUGCGGCUGGAUCACAUGAAACACGAUAGUGAGCCGACCCCAGAAACCGAGCACGCCAACGCGCACAUGAAGGACUAUACCCCCAAGGCAGAGAAUGAUUCGCAGCAUACCCACGGCGAAGAGAUGAUCAAAAUCAAACGCACCUACGAAUUCGCCGGUGAGAUGAUCACCGAGGAGAAGACUGUGCCCAAAAAUUCGGCGGAAGCCAAGGCGUUUUUGUCUAGUGGACAGACUGGCGAGAAUGCAGAUGUUGCUGCAGCACCGAAUCAUAACCUACGUCGUCCACUGCGCAAGAUCUCCCGAUUCGAUCCCAAUCCAACUGGAACAAUCAAGAAGAGCUGGGAGAAGCAGGCCUUGGAGGCUGGCGAUCAGAAUGCGAGUGGACCGAAGAUUAAUACGGUGGAGAAGUCCCGGCUCGACUGGGCGCAAUAUGUGGAUCAAGCUGGUAUCAGCGACGAACUGCGUGUCCACAGCAAAGCCAAGGAGGGCUAUAUGGGCCGUAUGGAUUUCCUUGGUCGCACGGAAGCCAGAAGGGACGAAGAGGCUCGACAGGCCCGUCUGAAGGGCAUAUGA